This is a messenger RNA of Polyodon spathula (Mississippi paddlefish), 7440 nucleotides long. Its product is annotated as anoctamin-8-like. The coding region runs from base 614 to 4057 and encodes 1147 amino acids. Gene Ontology annotation, molecular function: chloride channel activity. The record is from RefSeq and is a predicted model, not a curated record. The transcript has 19 exons. Gene Ontology annotation, cellular component: plasma membrane. Gene Ontology annotation, biological process: chloride transmembrane transport. Lineage: Eukaryota; Metazoa; Chordata; Actinopteri; Acipenseriformes; Polyodontidae.
AAUGUUAAGCAGCUCGAAAAAAAAAGUCUACCUCCUUACAAUUUGAUUAGCAGUGCAUCUUAUUUCUAUCGCUUAAAUACUGUUCUUUAUGACCUCUUCUGGCAAUACACCGUUGUGCAGUAAUGGCGCUGGCUUCUAUAAUGACUCUUAGGUCUAUGGCAGUCAAUCAAACCCGAAUAGCAGCUCCUGGUCCAAAGCACCUUAACACAGACUUGCAUUCAAGAACGAUUGCAAAUGUAAUUUGAAGCUCUUAAUUAUAUGGAAAGCGCCCUAUAAUGGGGCCUGUCUACGGGUAUCCGGUAUCCGUUACUCUAUCCCGGGAGGCUGAGAACAUGAAGGAGUCUUUAAGGUUGUUAUUCUUUUAAAGAAAGCGCUGCUAUAAUGCCUGCCCCAGACUAACCUCAUGGGCUCCCCGUCCAAUUUUACUUUUUCUUCUUCUGAAUAGAGAAUUAAGUUGCUGCUGCCGAUUCUGUAAACAGGAACCUGGAACGGGCUGUCUGAAGAGACAACUAUUUUUAACCCGCCCGCCGCAGCCGGGAUGAAGAUUAUCAACCUUCACUUCACUUUCACAUCAAUUUAACCCCCAAUCUCUGCUCUGAUCGGCUGAGUCCUCAUGCUACCCCGACCCCAAGAUACAGCACUCGCUCCCCAGCAGCACACCAUGCCCGAGACGGGAGCGGCAGCUGCCCCUGCAGCCGCAGGCAGCAACACUGACGCGACCCGACACAGGCAUCGAUCGCAAGCUGAGGGAGAGAGCGCAGACUCGGCUGCGGGUACCCAGUCAGCCACCGCUGGAGUCCUGGAUAAGCUCUUUGGAAAGAGGUUGCUGCAGGCUGGACGCUACAUGAUGUCCCACAAAUCCUGGAUGAAGACAGUGCCUACGGAGAACUGUGACGUGCUGAUGACAUUUGCAGAAUCCACAGAUGACCACACGUUGCUAUGGUUACUGAACCACAUUCGGCUGGGAAUCCCGGAGCUGAUCAUCCAGAUCCGGCACCACAAACACACCCGAGUCCAUGCCUUCUUCGUCACGGCAACCUACGAGAACCUGCUGCGGGGGGCGGAGGAGGUGGGGCUGUCUAAACCUGUCAAACCCGAGUUCGGGGGCGGGACUCGCAACUUCUCCUGCGAGGAGGACUACAUCUACGAGAACAUCGAGAACGAGAUCUGCUUCUUCAGCUCUCAGGAGAGGCAGAGCAUCAUCCGCUACUGGCUGGAGAACCUGCGGGCGAAACAGGGCGAGUCGCUACACAACAUCCACUUCCUGGAAGGGCAGCCAAUCCUACCGGAGCUGGCCGCUAGGGGCGUCAUCCAGCAGCUCUUCCCGCUCCACGAACAGAGGAUUCUAAGCCAGCUCAUGAAGUCCUGGGUGCAAGCUGUGUGUGAGAAACAGCCACUAGAUGAUAUCUGUGAUUAUUUCGGUGUGAAGAUCGCCAUGUAUUUUGCCUGGCUGGGCUUCUACACCACCUCCAUGCUCUACCCGGCCAUCAUCGGCUUCGUUCUGUGGAUGCUGACCGAGUCUGAUCAGACGAGCAGGGAUAUCUGCUGCGUGGUCUUCGCUCUCUUCAACGUGGUCUGGGCCACUCUCUUCCUGGAGCGAUGGAAGCGCCGGGGGGCGGAGCUUGCCUACAAGUGGGGGACGCUGGACACGCCCGCUGAGAGCCUGGAAGAGCCACGCCCACAGUUCCGGGGAGUGAAACGGCUGAGCCCAAUCACUGGCUGUGAGGAGUUCUACUACCCCCCCUGGAAGAGAAUGCUGUUCCAAUACCUGGUCAGCCUCCCCGUGUGCCUCUUCUGUCUGUGCUUCGUCUUCCUGGCCAUGCUCGUCUGCUUCGAGCUGCAGGAGUUUGUGAUGGGGAUCAAGGAGCUUCCUCGAGUGACCAGGUUCAUCCCCAAAAUCAUGCUGGCCAUCACUGUGACAGCCUGUGACGACGUCUACAGGAAGAUUGCCUGCUGGCUGAAUGACAGGGAAAACUACAGACUCCAGAGUACCUUUGAAAAAAACCUCAUCAUCAAAAUUGUUCUAUUUCAGUUUGUCAAUUCUUAUCUCAGCCUUUUCUACAUUGGGUUCUAUCUCAAAGACAUGGAGCGUCUGAAAGAGCUCCUGCUUGUUUUCUCCCUGUCUUCAAGCCUCUUGAGACAGACCAAAGACGCCCUGCUGCCCUUCCUCUGCCUCAAACUCCAGCUCCUCAUCAUCUUCAUAAAGCGAGGCCUGUGUGCCCGCUCCAGGUCUAAAAUGCUGGCCACCCUGCUGAUAAUCCGCCAGUUCCUGCAGAACAUCAAGGAGGUGCUGCAGCCCUACCUGUAUGAGAGGCACAAGCUGGGGGAGCUGACCCCGAGGGCGCUCUGGGAUCUCCUCCUCUCCUCGGUGCUUAAAUACGGGCGCAUGGCUGCAGGAAAGGCCCAGGCUUCGCCCUCGGAGCAGGCCUCUCCGGACCCAGGGAGCGGGGAGAAGAAGUGUCUGAAUGGGGGGUGCGGGGUCCCCGACGAGGAGGAGGAGGAGGGGGAGCAGGAGAGGCAGAGCGAAGAUGAGAACGAGGUGGAGAGCCUCAUGGACUGCGGCCUCAAGCUGAGGAAGGUGAGUUUCAUCGAGAAGGCGGAGCGGAAGGGGGUCGCCAUGGCGAUGCAGCUGGAGGACAGCUUCCUGGAGGAGGGCAGCCCCACCAUGGUGGAGAAGGGCAUGGACCCAGACUCGGUAUUCGAGCUCUGCGAUGACAUCGACAACGGCUACCUCGAAACCAAGGAGGCCCCCGGAGAGGUGCUUGCGGCCCAGCUGGCUCCUGGAGGGGAGGCUUCCGUCUCGCUGCGGCAAAGGAAGAGGGGCCACUCUGCAGAGAGGGAGAGGGAGAGGGAGAGGGAGAGGGAGGAGUCCAAAACCAAGAGACAGUCCUGGAUCGACCCCCCCGAAGAUACCUUCUCCUCCCAGCUCACACAGGCGGAGGUUGAGAGCUGUAUGAAGAAAUACGAGGACACCUUCCAGGAUUACCAGGAGAUGUUCAUCCAGUUUGGAUACGUGGUGCUCUUCUCGUCGGCGUUCCCGCUGGCCGCCAUGUGCGCACUCAUCAACAACAUCAUUGAGAUCCGCAGUGACGCCUUCAAGUUGUGCACCGGGCUGCAGAGGCCCUUCGGCCAGCGAGUCGAGAGCAUCGGCCAGUGGCAGAGCGUGAUGGAGGCCAUGGGCUUUGUUGCCAUUAUUGUAAACUGCUACCUGAUUAGUCAGUGUGGGCAGCUGCAGCGCCUGUUCCCCUGGCUCAGCCCGGAGAUGGCCAUCAUUUCCAUUGUCAUCCUGGAGCACUUUGCUGUCCUGCUGAAGUACAUCAUUCACGUUGCAAUCCCAGACAUCCCUUCCUGGGUGGCUGAUGAAAUGGCGAAGCUGGAGUAUCAACGCAGGGAAGCCUUCAAGAAGCACGAGCGGCAGGCUCAGCAGCACUUCCAGCAGCAGCAGCGCAGGAAGAGGGAGGAGGAGGAGAGGCAGAGGCAGGCGGAGCACCACGCCAGGCGGGAGAGGGACAAGGACGAGGGCCGGGGGACGGACCCCUCGGCGGGGGAGCACCAUCACGACAAGGGCCACAAGCCCCGCUCCGGAGGGGGCUCCGACAAGCCCAAGAGGCCCAGCUCCUUGCUGGCCACCAACAACGUGAUGAAGCUGAAGCAGAUCAUCCCCCUGCAGAGCAAGUUCAACUCGGGCACGGCCCGAUCGCCACAGUCCCCCACGGGCAGCAGCGAGCCCAAACUCCCCGGUUUCCUCAGCUUCAAGUUCUUGAAGUCUCCUGAGAACAAGAAGGAGGCAGCAGCAACAGCAGCAGCAGCAGCAGCCACUAGCAACGAGAGAAGCCAUUCCCCGACCAAGUCCUUCAAUCCGGGGAAACUCUUCAACUUCGGGAAAUCUGAAGGGGGCCCCUGUGCCAACGGGGCCCAGGCCAGACCUGGGGGGGACGGCCCGCCGGAAAAACUGCCCACCAAAUCGGACCUGAACGGGGCGCCGGAGGAAAUGCCCUCCGCGGAGUCCGAACCCCCCCACGCUGUUGAGCCAGAGCCUCCGAGCUCCAAAAACUAAAUGCAAAAAGAACGGCGUUCUAACUUUUUAAAAGAAAAUCUAAAGGGAAAGAAAGAAACGGAAGAGGAAUCCUAGUUGAUCACGCUGCUGCCGAGCCUCCUUUUCUGUUCCAGUUCUGUUCGGGAGAGUCGAUUGGGGUCGUUGGGGGGUCAGUCUGGGUUGAGGCUAGAGGAGGAGAGCUGUGUGUCCGGCCGUUCUGCAUGGACACAGAUGGACGUGAGGAAACGGAGAGAUGAUGAAUCCCACCUCCUCUCCCCCCCCUUCCCCCCUUCUUAUUGCAAUACUCGUGGGAAUGCGGAAGCUGUGAUUCUCAGAUGGUUUCCAAGCCUUUUUAAAAGAAAAGAGAAGUGUGUUGUUUUUUUAUUUAAUUAUUAUUAUUCCAUAGUGCCGCAAAGGUGCUACAGAUCAGGUUUGAAAGCGUUGACGUCAAACCAAAGACUGUCUCCAAUAGGUCAUUUGUUACUAGAAAAUGAUGCAUUUUAUAAAAAUACGUUCCCAUUUCUGAUUUUAUUAACCACUUUUACAGGUGUUAAAACUAAAGGUAGCAGUUUUUUUUUUAAAUCCAAUUUCAAAUUGCUGUUCAAAUCUCCAAAGAUGGUCUGCUCAAUGUGUCUGAAAGGUGCUUGAGAAAAAAAACAUUGUUUCGAAAAGGCAAGUGCCUGAACAAAUAACAAGCCACUGCCAGCACAGUGCUAGUCCGAGAAGUGCUGAUAAAGACACCUGUGCAUCUAAGCAUCUUUAAAUACAACAUUAUAUCAAAUGAGAUCAUGUACUAUACAGAAGAAUAAAGGGAAAUGCAUGCAGUAGGAUAGACUCAAUACCAGGAUGCCUCAAGGGUUCAAUGGAAAGGAAGAGUAGCUCCCGUUUGUUUUCAAACACACUUUCCCGUGACAAAAGUUGACGCUUUUGAGCAAAGACUGUAAUAUAAAUACAUAUGUAUAUAUUGCUACAAUGGCCCUUCCAGCAGUUUGACUGUGUAUAUUUAUAACAUUUCCGAAUCAGAACACAAGAUGGCAGCGUUUUCAAUGGAAUUGACGGGUUUGUAAUGACGGGGUCUGGAAUCGGGCAGAGCAUGUUGGGAGCAGUCCCGGUUUACACUGGCUCUGUCGCAGACAGUCCUGUGGCUUUGUGCGUCUUGUUUUUCAUUCAGGCUGCUUUUACUUGGCGUCACCCGAGUUCUGUUAAUACAUGUAGGUAAACUGGGCUUACUGGCCAUUCCAGUGUGAAUCAGUACCAGUUACCGAGCACCCUGUCAAACCUGUAACCUGUGUGAGGAAGGAGGUGGUGUGAUUUUUUUAUUUGGUGUGCAAAGGCUAGGGUUGCAUUACCAUGCAUGGCUCGAAACGUCUGCACCUCCCUGUUCCUUGCUGGGUGAGAGGAUCCCGAGGCAGAGACUGUGCAGGCAAAGGGAAGGGAGACGCCAGCCCGCCUCGUACCCACACAACAGCAGGAUUGCAUUAAUUACUGUAUGGGAUUUUAGAAAUGACUGUCGUUAGAGUCUCUCUGUUUGUACAUCUUGGUGCUGGUCUUAUUGAUUGAUUGAUUGACUGAUUGAUUGAUAGAUAUGCACAUUUGAUUUUUUUAUUAUGUUACUUUUCUUUCUGUUGUUAUUGUGUGCAUGUUCUUUAGAUAAAUGAUUUGCCAAAGCAACACUGACACCUGGAAUCUGGUAGGGUUCAGACUACACAGAGCCAUGUCUGUAAAACAGAUAGGGAACCGGUAUCUAGAGCAGUUCCACUUUUGGGCAGCAGGUGGUGCCCUUACCCAACUUAGAAAAGUUACAAAAUGAUUCAGAUAGGAGAUGCUCGCCAUGGUACCAGUCGGGUUUUUUUUCCCCCACAUCCCUUAGGAGAGAAAAUUGUGCACAUAAUCUGUGGAAUUUGGGUCUAAAACUGUUGAGGCUUAUGGUAUUAAAAACAUCAUGAUGUAUGCUAUUUUUAAAUUUUUUUUUAUGAAAACAAUACUAAAUGCGUGGCAGAAAAAAAAUAUAUAGAUACAAGAAAUCAACUAAAUUAAAAAUCCUCACAUAUAACCAACCCAUCAUCUUAUCAGUCUGACAUUAAUGCAGACUCACUUCUUGUCAGUUUGAACACACUCAUGCAACACAGACGGUUCAACCACGGACCACAGCAACAACAACAAAAACAUGGCUGCAAAUGUCAAGCGAAUGGAAUUCUGGGAAAGGAAUUCCGUGAAUUGGAUUCUACCUCCCAAGCAAUAUUCCUGUAUAAAAUCCUCCAUUCACAAAAGCUGAGGACUGCACAUAUUUCCUCAUGCCUGGUUAGGAGAAAAAUCUAUAGUUACAAUGUGAUGAUUUUAAUUUUUUCUGCGGGACUGUACGUUUCUCUGGGUUGUACUGGCAAGUUUACAUAUCUCGAUAAUCCAAAGAGAAGGUUCUGCUGUUACUGGAGAAACACCCCGAGUGUCUGUUUCACAUCGAGCAACUGAGACUGAAGCACUCCCAGUUCAGUAAUAAUAAAGGCGCAGCGAGUAAGCGUUAAAACCAAGAAAGGGUUCUUUAACCGUUAUAUUGACUCCCUUGUCGUUGCUAUUGCAAACGCCCGAACUUUAUUUGAUGAUAAAAAAAAAAGCAUAGAUCAGCCCUCACCUCCAUGUUGGUCCGCAGGUAUAAGUGCGGCAGUGGAAUGGUACAGAAGCUGAUAUAAGUUAAAGUAAAUGGAUUUUAAUCAGUUAUGGAACCCCUAGACUUUUUUUGUGCUUUGAAGGCUUAAGAAAACAGUACAGAUGGAAUUAGCCAUCAGGGGGUGAAUUUGUAUCUUAAGCAGCAGUAUUGUAAUCUGGCAGCAUCACUGCACUGCCCAAAUGGAGCGGAAUCAGGGAAAGACUUUGAAUUUGUAGGCUGGCAAAGUAUGUUUGAUGACUGCUGGUGGAAUGAGUCUGAUAGAGGGAAUCAGUACUGGGGGUUGAGAUAAAGGGUAACACUUUUAACUGAUGGGUUAUUGAAAGUCUGUUUUUCUGAAUGAGAAAUCCAGUGCCGCAUUUGUGAAAUUGUUCCAGAACACCCUUGGAUUCUUUGACAGUAGUCAAGGUGACUGAUUGGUUGGUUUAUUUGUGAAUCACAUGCCUUUUUUUAAACAUUAAAAGGCUGCGAGAUCGCAGGCAUGUGGAUUGAAGGGCAUGUGCUGUCUGUAAUGAAAGAGGGAUGGGGAGGUGUAGGGGUGGUCACAGGUGAAAGACUAGUGCCUGCACACUGGGAGAUUUACCUUUCUGUUUGAGGUCUUCAUGAAAUACGUUGUGUGCUCUUCCAAGUAACUAAUGUACAAAGACAAUUUUACGGGGCUCUUUUAAGGGGGAUAAAAAAAAGGAUUAUUUAUUUCUUUUAAUUUAUUUUGUCAUAUUUUUGUAAGAUCUGCAAACAAAAA